AUGCAAUUCUUCUCUGUCCUGUUCUCGCUCCUGGCCAUCACCACCACAUCCGUACUAGCUCAGAGUGCAAACAUCGGUGCUCCUGCGGAUAUGACUGAAGUUUCUGCUGGGUCAAAUUUCACCGUUAUGAUUGAUCGACCCGAUACUCUCACCGGUUCAACUGAAGUGGCUCUUGUCAUUGCUCUCCUGAGCUGUGCUUCAAAUCCUUGCCCUGGGCCGUCCGAAGAACUUGGCACGGUCUUGUACGACGGGCCCUUCGACCCACAGUUUACGACUGAGCCUGGAACCAGUUCGCUUCCGCCUCACAAGAACUUCACGCUCACUAUUCCCUCUACUUUUACCAAGGGUCAAGCUCAAUUGGGUGUUGCGCACUUUUUCUUGCUUGGAGCUUCUGUUGCGCCCAUACUCGAGACCUUCAACUCUACCAUUGUAAUUACUUGA
Molecule: messenger RNA, 441 nt
Organism: Lentinula edodes (shiitake mushroom)
Lineage: Eukaryota; Fungi; Basidiomycota; Agaricomycetes; Agaricales; Omphalotaceae
Exons: 3
Coding region: 1-441 (146 amino acids)
Source: RefSeq, a predicted model, not a curated record